CACGUGGUUGAGAAUAGUGUCACUUGUGUUUGGAGCAGCGACGGAGUCCAGUUCUUCUUUUCAACAUUCCAAUUCGCAGCCAUGUCAGCGUGGACAAAGGACUAUUUUUGGGGGUGCCAGCUGACUGAGGCAAACAAGUCGGUGCACUGGGAUGAGGAGAAUUUACCAGAGGACGAGGAGACGAAUGGGAAAGAUUCGAAAGAGGACGAGGAAGAUGAUGAAGACUUCUUGAAACAUUCACUGUUCGCAAAGCAGGUUGUGCUAGGAGUUGGAGCCGUCGCGGCUCAGCGCAAUGUGAUCGCCGUGGAAACCAAAGAUUUUCAUGGCAAGAAGAUCACGCAGAUCAUUGCCAGCCUGACGCUUGGGCAGUGUGACCAAUGUACAAUCGACGUGGGAUUCCAUGCACCGACGACUUUCAAGCUGGUUGAAGGAAAUGGUCCAGUUCACAUCUCCGGUGCUCACAUAGUCGAGGUUCCGUACGAGGACCGCAUGGACGAUUCAAUGAUGGACGAGUUUGUUAUGGAAGAGGAAGCGGAGUCGCCCAGUAAAUACAAGCUGAGCAAGAAGCGAAAAGCUGCCAAGACGCCACCGGGGAGCAAGAGGAAGGUUGUCAAACUGGAAGGAGGAGAUAAUCAGGUGACGGUCGAAAACGAGGAUGAAGAGAAUGGGGAGGAAGAUGAUGAUGAUGAGGAUGAGGAUGAAGAGAUGGAGGAUGGUGAUGAAGAUGAGUCGGCCACAGCUGAGGAUGAGGAAGAGGAGGAAGAGUCAGAGGAAGAGGAAGUGAAACCCAUCGUGAAAAAAGGAAAAGGAAGACCAAAGGCUGCUACUAAGGUUGAAACAGUUGGAGCGAAGAAAGAGAAAGAGGCAAAGAAUGGUGUCCAAGCAGGAAAGAAGGUAACAAAGAAAGCAAAGAAAGUAAAAUAAUCCACUAUGACUGUUUUGUCCUGUAAUCACUUUUGUUACAUUCCAUUCUUAAUCAGUGCAUUAAUUGACUACAUCGUAAUUGUGAUUUCAAAAUAUUAUUUCCUGUUUUUACUAAAAGAUCUGUUUCCUUUUUCUAACAAAUAUGAAUACAUGGUGCAUAUGUAUAUCAUAGGCAUGUGGUAAAAUGGUAAAAAAUAAAUGUAUUUUGUAUAAAAUGUU
Priapulus caudatus is the source of this 1143-nucleotide messenger RNA. RefSeq names its product nucleoplasmin-like protein ANO39. Gene Ontology annotation, biological process: chromatin remodeling. NCBI's taxonomy places the organism in Eukaryota, Metazoa, Priapulida, Priapulimorpha, Priapulimorphida, Priapulidae. The coding region runs from base 82 to 924 and encodes 280 amino acids. The transcript is spliced from 11 exons. Gene Ontology annotation, molecular function: chromatin binding; RNA binding; histone binding. Gene Ontology annotation, cellular component: nucleoplasm; cytoplasm; nucleolus. The record is from RefSeq and is a predicted model, not a curated record.